AUGCCCACCUCUUUCAAUGACCCAGCAGGAAAAUGCAGCGUUGCGCGCCAAGUCCACGACGUCACGGAGCUGCUUGCGGCGUUCAAUCUCUCGGUGCUGCACGACGCGCGCUUGGAAGCUGUCUACCACAUGGAGCUUCAACUGGGGCUGCAAGCUCUUGAUGAAUUGCUGGACGGCAAAGCGACCGAGUAG
Molecule: messenger RNA, 192 nt
Organism: Phytophthora sojae
Lineage: Eukaryota; Oomycota; Peronosporomycetes; Peronosporales; Peronosporaceae
Exons: 2
Coding region: 1-192 (63 amino acids)
Source: RefSeq, a predicted model, not a curated record